CCCUUCGCGGCGCUCUUUCUCUCUCUCACUGCCCCGUCCUGCACAAGGUUCAAUUCUCAGUAUCAAGAGUUUGAAUUCAAUCAACUGGAGCAAGAACGAUGGGAAGACCUCCUAGUAAUGGAGUUCCAUCUUUUCGCUUCAACGCGUACGAGGUUGCAGAAAUGGAAGUUGUUCUACGAGAACAUGAUAAUCAGAUGCCAACUAAUGAACUUCUCGCUAAUCUUGCAGAGAAAUUUAGUUCUUCCUCAGUAAGGUCAGUAAAUUCUAAGCAAAAAAAGAAACGGAAUGAAAAGCCAGGAAGGAUUGUGGUGCAAAUGAAACAGGUGUGGAAUUGGUUCCAAAAUCGGAGGUUUGCUAUAAGGUCCAAGGGCAUCAAAAUCCCAUCUGCUGUGAGAAAUAUUCCUCAAGAUCCUCCUCCAACUGUGGUUCUUCCUCCAACCGUGAUUCCUCCUCCUACAGAUCAAACAGUAUUAUUAAAUAGUGUGCCGGAUAAUCCUCCGAUGGAGUUUGAAGCCAAGUCUGCUCAAGAUGGUGCUUGGUAUGACGUUACAGAAUUUCUAUCUCAUAAAUCACGUGGGACAGGUGAUUUGGAAGUUAAAGUUAGAUUUAAUGGUUUUGGUGAAGAAGAGGUUGAGUGGGUUAAUGUUGUUAAGCAUGUUAGACCACGGUCUCUUCCGUGUGAAUCAACAGAAUGUGUUUCAGUUCUUCCAGGAGAUCUUGUACUAUGUUUUCAGGAAGGCAAAGAACAAGCCCUUUACUUUGAUGCUCAUGUUCUUAAUGCACAAAGGCGGAAUCAUGAUGUUAGAGGUUGCCGCUGUAGGUUUCUUGUUCGCUAUGAUCAUAAUCUUGCUGAGGAAAUUGUGCCGCUUAGAAAAAUAUGCAGAAGACCUGAAACUGACUAUAGACUACAGCAACUCCAGGCUAGAAGCAAUCCCGAAGCAAUGCAAAAGACAGUUGCGAAAAAAACAGAGCAGACAUGGGCUCCUAGAGGUAAUAAUCUUGCAGUUGCAACAAUGGAAACCAAAAUUGCUCGAGUCGAGAGCAUUACAGUUAGAACAGAUCAUCAACAUAAUAAGACUGAUGUGGAAAGUCGUGGCCUUGAAGUAACCGUGCAAUUUGCUGAACCUUCUUCUCAUGUUGAAGAAACAAGUGAAAUUACUCCAGUCAUAACAAACGGGGUUUUGGCUAAUACGGUCGUGCCACCUGGCACGAUGAGUGAUCCGAUAGAAAAUGAUUUGUCAGAUGAGGUAACUGCUGAUGUCGCGAUGUUUGGUGCGGAGGAAAAUAACCAACCUGAUGUAACUAUCGCGGUUACAACAGCUGCUGAGGAGAACAUUGUGGUAGGGUUUGAGAAUUUAGAAAGUUGUGCUGAACCUUCUUCUCAUGUUGAAGAAACAAGUGAAAUUAUUCCAGUCAUAACAAACGGGGUUCUGGCUAAUAAGGUCGUGCCACCUGGCACGGUGAGUGAUCCGAUAGAAAAUAAUUUGUCGGAUGAGGUAACUGCUGAUGUCGCGAUGUUUGAUGCGGAGGAAAAUAACCAACUUGAUGUAACUGUCGCUGUUACAACUGCUGCUGAAGAGAACAUUGUGGUAGGGUUUGAGAAUUUAGAAAGUUGUGCUGAACCUUCUUCUCAUGUUGAAGAAACAAGUGAAAUUGAUCCAGUCAUAACAAACGGGGUUCUGGUUAAUACAGUUGUGCCACCUGGCACGAUGAGUGAUCCGAUAGAAAAUGAUUUGUCGGAUGAGGUAACUGCUGAUGUAGUGAUGUUUGAUGUGGAGGAAAAUAACCAACUGGAUGUAAGUGUCCCUGUUACAACUGCUGCUGAGGAGAACAUUGUAGUAGAAUUUGAGAAUUUAGAAAGUUGUGCUGAACCUUCUCCUCAUGUUGAAGAAACAAGUGAAAUUGUUCCAGUCAUAACAAACGAGGUUCUGGCUAAUACGGUCGUGCCACCUGGCACGAUGAGUGAUCCAAUAGAAAAUGAUUUGUUAGAUAAGGUAACUGCUGAUGUCUCGAUGUUUGAUGGGGAGGAAAAUAACCAACAGGAUGUAAUUGUCCCUGUUACAACUGCUGCUGAGGAGAACAUUGUGGCAGAGUUUGGGAAUUUAGAAAGUUAUGCCGAACCUUCUUCUCAUGUUGAAGAAACAAGUGAAAUUGCUCCAGUCAUAACAAACGGGGUUCUGGCUAAUACGGUCGUGCCACCUGACCCGAUGAGUGAUCCAAUAGAAAAUGAUUUGUUGGAUAAGGUAACUGCUGAUGUCUCGAUGUUUGAUGUGGAGGAAAAUAACCAACAGGAUGUAAUUGUCCCUGUUACAACUGCUGCUGAGGAGAACAUUGUUGAAGAAACAAGUGAAAUUGCUCCAGUCAUAACAAACGGGGUCCUGGCCACGAUGAGUGAUACGAAAGAAAAUGAUUUGUCGAACGAAGUAACUGCUGAUGUCUGAGAUUUGGUGCGGAGGAAAAUAACCAACCGGAUGUGGCUGUCACGAUUACAACUGCUGAUGAAGAGAACAUUGUGGUCGGGUUUGAGAAUUUAGAAAGUUAUGCUCCAAAGGCGGUCCUAGAAUAGGUGGAUGUUGAAAGUGUACCCUAUAUGGUAUGAUGCAAUAGUUGGUUAGUUUAAUUGAAUUGAAAUUGUUUGAUAUUUUUGUUGUUGAUAAUAUGGUUAGUAUGAAAUAGCUUAUAAUUGGUGGUU
Messenger RNA from Impatiens glandulifera, 2692 nucleotides. RefSeq lists its product as uncharacterized. The record is from RefSeq and is a predicted model, not a curated record. Gene Ontology annotation, molecular function: chromatin binding; DNA binding. The coding region runs from base 99 to 2441 and encodes 780 amino acids. NCBI's taxonomy places the organism in Eukaryota, Viridiplantae, Streptophyta, Magnoliopsida, Ericales, Balsaminaceae. The transcript has 9 exons.